GCAGCACCAUGAGACUGUGGCUGAGAGGGCUGCUCCUCCAGACCUUGAGGAAUUCUCGAGGAUUCUCAGGGCCCUCGGGACAGCUGCCCCCUGCACCUGUCCCUCAUAAGAUUGUGGCCACGUGGGAAGCCAUCAGUCUGGGGAGACAGCCGGUGCCUGAGUACUUCAACUUUGCACAUGAUGUGUUGGACGUGUGGAGCCAGAUGGAAAAGGCUGGGUACCGACCUCCAAAUCCUGCAUUCUGGUGGGUUGAUGGCAUGGGAGCAGAGGUCAAGUGGAGUUUUGAGGAGCUGGGGAGGCAGUCUAGGAAGGCAGCCAAUGUUCUGGGGAACAUAUGUGGCUUGCAACCUGGGGACAGAAUGAUGCUGGUGCUCCCGCGGAUUCCAGAGUGGUGGCUGGUGAGCGUGGCAUGUAUGCGGACAGGGGUCGUCAUGAUCCCUGGGAUCUCUCAGAUGACAGAGAAGGACAUCAAGUACCGGUUGCAGGCAUCCAAGGCCAAGACCAUUAUCACUAGUGACUCCCUGGCUUCGCAGGUGGAUGCCAUUAGUGCCGACUGCCCUUCCCUCCAGACCAAGCUGUUGGUGUCAGACAGCACUCGGCCAGGCUGGAUGGACUUUAGGGAACUCCUCCGAAAAGCAUCCACAAAGCAUAAUUGCAUGAAGACCAAGAGUCGAGACCCACUGGCAAUCUACUUUACCAGUGGCACCAGCGGGGCCCCUAAGAUGGUUGAGCACUCCCAGUGCAGCUAUGGGCUGGGUUUUGUGGCCAGUGGAAGGCGGUGGGUGGCCUUGACAGAGUCAGACCUGUUCUGGAACACAACUGACACUGGCUGGGUGAAAGCAGCCUGGACCUUCUUCUCUGCCUGGCCCAAUGGGUCUUGCAUCUUUGUGCAUGAGUUGCCCCGUGUUGAUGCCAAAGUUAUCCUGAAUACUCUGUCUCAGUUUCCGAUCACUACCCUCUGCUGUGUCCCCACCCUCUUCCGGCUGCUUGUGCAGGAGGAUUUGACAAGGUACCAGUUUCAGAGUCUGAGACACUGCUUGACCGGAGGAGAGUUCCUCAAUCCUGAUGUGCGAGACAAGUGGAAGAGCCAGACAGGUCUGGAGCUGCAUGAAGGUUACGGCCAGUCGGAAACAGUUUUAAUCUGUGCCAAUCCAAAAGGCACGAAAAUCAAGUCUGGAUCCAUGGGAAAAGCAUCCCCACCUUAUGAUGUGCAGAUUGUGGACGACGAGGGCAAAGUCCUGCCUCCGGGACAAGAGGGGAAUGUUGCUGUUCGUAUCAGACCCAGCCGGCCCUUCUGUCUCUUCAACUGCUAUUUGGACAAUCCCGAGAAGACAGCCACCUCCGAAAAAGGGAACUUUUACAUCACAGGGGACCGAGCCCACAUGGAUGAGGAUGGCUACUUUUGGUUCAUGGGAAGAAAUGAUGAUGUGAUCAUUUCCUCAAGCUACCGGAUUGGGCCUGUGGAAGUGGAAAGUGCCCUUGCUGAGCACCCAGCUGUGCUGGAAUCUGCUGUGGUCAGCAGUCCAGACCCCAUAAGGGGGGAGGUGGUAAAGGCAUUUAUAGUCCUUUCUCCUGCCUAUUCCUCUUGUGAUCCAGAGGAACUAACCCGGGAACUCCAAGAGCACGUGAAAAGGAUGACUGCUCCAUAUAAAUAUCCCCGGAAGGUGGCCUUUGUUUCAGCUGCCAAAGACGGUUUCUGGAAAGAUCCAAAGGAGUAA
Molecule: messenger RNA, 1718 nt
Organism: Orycteropus afer afer
Lineage: Eukaryota; Metazoa; Chordata; Mammalia; Tubulidentata; Orycteropodidae
Gene: ACSM5
Product: acyl-CoA synthetase medium chain family member 5
Biological process (GO): fatty acid biosynthetic process; acyl-CoA metabolic process
Cellular component (GO): mitochondrial matrix
Molecular function (GO): fatty-acyl-CoA synthase activity; fatty acid ligase activity
Source: RefSeq, a predicted model, not a curated record